This is a messenger RNA of Wasmannia auropunctata (little fire ant), 3607 nucleotides long. RefSeq names its product tyrosine kinase receptor Cad96Ca (gene Cad96Ca). The record is from RefSeq and is a predicted model, not a curated record. Gene Ontology annotation, biological process: protein phosphorylation; multicellular organism development; homophilic cell-cell adhesion. Gene Ontology annotation, molecular function: transmembrane receptor protein tyrosine kinase activity; ATP binding; calcium ion binding. Bases 1116 to 3014 code for a protein of 632 amino acids. Lineage: Eukaryota; Metazoa; Arthropoda; Insecta; Hymenoptera; Formicidae. The transcript is spliced from 8 exons. Gene Ontology annotation, cellular component: signaling receptor complex; membrane.
UCACAGUCGCGUCGGCGCUCCGUUCGCCAGUCGUCGUCAAACUUGUUCUUCUCCCGGGUCCCUGACGUGCCUUCGUUAUCUCACUCGAUCAUGUGCAAAUCAUAGUGCGAAAUUCGUUAUUUGCGGAUUCGAAGGAUCCUUCGCGAGUGUACGGAUUCGCAUUGGAUCCUGUGGAAUUGUAUUUGUCGCGACAAUCGGGGUCCUUAGCGGUCCCCAGGUCCGCGAUGUCUCUGCGCACCGCGGCGGGUCCAAGCCCGACUUGAGGAGACUCGUGAGGAAGACAGACUACCGACCGAUUUGUGUCCCAAAAAAAUUAAUUGCCCUUUGAUGAAUGUGACAUUAAUGUCAAAAUAAUAAUAACCGGUUGACUGAUUAACACAAUAUGAGAAAAUAUUACAAAAUACUGUAAUAAUUAAAAUAAUAAAUAAUCGUUAACUGAGAGUCGAGAGAAAGUAGCGACUACCGUUGGUUCGCCAAAGGAUCUCGGCAGAAUUACAAUGUGCGCGCGAUGUCGGGGAUUUCAGUGACAUUUUCGCAUUUACUUUUGAGUUGACUCGUACGUCUAGUCGACUGAAAGAUCUGAUCGGAAUAAGAAUGCGAGAAAGUGCACUAAAUCGAUAUCUGAACCGAGUGAAUUCGUCCAAAGUCGCAAAAAAAUUGAAAAGUAGCGAAGAUGCGCAAAGAGAAAAGGAUUUGCGUGAUCGACGAGAGGGAUUUCAACAGUGAUAAACGCAGCGUAAUAAUAACGUAUGCGGUGCAAGGAUAUAAUCACUGACUUUAUCAGCAAUUCUGAAUCCUGUCUUUGGACUGGACGAUCUUGGACUGUGCGUCUGCUCGAGACACCGACUCCGGCAUCAAGUCGGACCGCCUCUUCGGAGCACCAUAUUUGGAUUUGAUUGUUGCUAAAUAGUAAUUUCUUCUAAUGAAUCGGGAUUAGAUGGAUGAUUGUGUUAAAAUCGAUAAGGUGCGCGUAUCUCGUAAAUAUCGAGUGAUCUGUGAAUAUCGAGACGACUCGAGUGAGAUCGCUGCAGUGCGAAUCGGAUGAGACGUGUCGAAUGGAGCGACGCUAGAAUUUCUCGUAGAUCAUCGUUAUCGUGGAUCAUCGAUGUAGCGCGAUGUCAGCCUGGUGGCCUGUCGUGGCGACGGCGCUUUGCUUCUGGAUAUGCGCUGGGAGCCAAUUGAGCGAUAAUACACCGCCCGUAAUAUGGCUCGAUCGGAACUGGAGGCUUGCGGAGACCUAUCCAGUGGGAAACGUCAUAACCAGAGUUAGCGCCACGGACAGCGAGCAGGACAAGUUGACUUACGGUCUCGAACCACACGUGGAUUACAACGGGAAUAAACCUCAGCCGCCCCGGCCAUUACCCUUCUCCAUCGACAACACGACCGGCAUAAUUUUUCUCAAUGAAACUCUCAAAGGAAGAGGAGGCCAGGACCUGUUACUCUACGUGACUGUUUCUGACGGAAAGGUCACAGCGAAGACUGAGGUUUUCGUCAACAUCCAGAACACAUCGGCACCGAAUCGGGGAAAGCCAAGGAUACCGUAUCCAAGUCAAUCCGGUGGCCGGAUACGACCGCCGUUUCUCGGUCUGCCAAAUCUGCAGACCUUCCCAUCGCCUUUACCACCUUUGCCGCCGAAACAGUAUCAUCCCGAAACCACGAAACUUGAACUGGAGAGAAUAAAACCUAAGGACUCCGACAACAGCGUCAGCGGCAGUGCCGCCAGUACCGUCAGUACUGUCACGGAAGAAAGCGUCCACAUAAAUGAGGUGGAGGGUCCUGCGUUAAGUUCGAAGGUUGCACCCUCCGCCGAGCAGCCGUCGCAGGAUAUUGCGAUGACACUGGUACCGGUGGCGGCUGGAUGCGCCCUCGUUGUGGGUCUUGGAAUGGGCGUUUAUUCCCUGAGGAACAGACUUUGCGGCAGUCGCAAAUCCAAGGCGGACACGAAGGAACAAGCGUCAGUCAGCGUUUCUAAUCUAUCCGACGAUCCCUCUCUCGUCCUGAAGAGAUGGCGAGGUCCAAAGGCUCAGAACAAUCGUUACCAGCCGUGGGACAAAGAAUUCCAAGCAGGCAUUCAGAGUAAGCAGGAGGAUAAAUGGGAAUUUCCCAGGCAUAGAUUGAAGGUCUUCAACAUCCUCGGCGAAGGUUGUUUCGGCCAGGUGUGGAAAUGCGAGGCUCUAGAUAUCGAUGGCAAAUCCGGGCCCACGAUUGUGGCGGUGAAGACUCUGAAAGAGAAUGCCACCGAGCGAGAACGAUUGGAUCUCGCGCAGGAGCUACGCGUCAUGAAGAAUCUGGAUCCUCAUCCCAACGUAGUGCGGCUUCUAGGAUGCUGCACCGAACGGGAACCCAUGUUCGUCAUUUUGGAGUACGUGAGCGGCGGCAAGCUGCAGAGUUUCCUCAGGGCCUCCAGAGAGGAGAGGAAUCACGGAAGAGCAGGACUGACCUCCAGAGAUCUUACUGGAUUCGUGUAUCAAAUCGCCAAAGGUAUGGAAUAUCUGGCGUCAAAGGGUAUCAUCCACAGGGACUUAGCCGCUAGGAACAUCCUGAUCGACGAGAACCGCGCGUGCAAAGUGGCGGACUUCGGCUUCGCCAGGGACGUAGCGGCAAAUCAGAUUUACGAGAGGAAAUCCGAGGGUAGAUUACCGAUUAGGUGGAUGGCACCUGAAAGUUUGUAUGAUAACAUAUUCUCCGUUAAGUCGGAUAUUUGGAGCUUCGGCGUCCUAAUCUGGGAGAUCGUAACAUUAGGAUCAACACCGUAUCCUGGACUCGCUGCCGCAGAGGUAAUGCGAAAGAUCAAAGAGGGCUGCAGAUUGGACAGACCUGAGCACUGUAAAAGAGAGCUCUACAAUAUUAUGUACUACUGCUGGGACAAGGAUCCGGCAUGCAGGCCGUCCUUCGCCGAGCUCGUGGGUCUGACCGAAGGUCUGCUGCUUGACGAGACGGAUUACAUUGAGCUCGACAGGUUUCCGGAUCACUCGUAUUACAAUGUGCUCAAUCUCAGCGGAGAAAAACUAUAAAACUCACGUGAUGAUCGUUGUGUCACUCGAUUUUCGCAUAGAUAAGCUGCCACACUGUUUCCGCAAUAACAUUAGAAUUUAAUUGGAUUAUAUUUUCGCUACAUGAUGAAUUAUGUGGGAAGAUCUUUUAGACUAAAUUAUCGAGCCGACAAUUUUUCUGCCCUUUUAGCCGAAAAGUGGAUUAUUAAAUAAUAUGACUGGUCGAAAAGUAAUCUUGCAUUUAACAUUGCAUUUUGCAGUAAUGCAUGUUUAACAAGUUCGCUCGGGAACGAUUUGAGCUGCUGUAAUUCGUCUGCUCCUCACGGCAUAAGACUGUUCGAUUCGUUCUGUUAAAUACUCACAUGUGUACGUGUUAAAUAUUCACGUGUGUGCGUGCAUGUGAUAGAUACACGAUUUGUAACUAAGAACGGAAAACACGAUUACAUUAAAACGCGCGGUGUCACACUUACAAAUCGAAGAAAAGUAUUCCUAAUACUUUAGUCGCUUAUUCAUGUCUAGACAUGAGCCUGUAUAUAUGUACUGAUCUAAACAUUGUUGUAAGUUAUUGUACAAUUGUGUGUUGUAAGAAUAAAUAAAUCUAUAUACGUCAUACA